Oryza sativa Japonica Group (Japanese rice) is the source of this 1483-nucleotide messenger RNA. RefSeq names its product BAG family molecular chaperone regulator 1. Gene Ontology annotation, biological process: protein stabilization. Lineage: Eukaryota; Viridiplantae; Streptophyta; Magnoliopsida; Poales; Poaceae. The record is from RefSeq and is a predicted model, not a curated record. Gene Ontology annotation, cellular component: cytoplasm. Gene Ontology annotation, molecular function: adenyl-nucleotide exchange factor activity; protein-folding chaperone binding.
CCGCGCGCCCGGUGGCUGCAGCGUACAUCCGCCGAAAGAAAACCCCACCAAAUACAACCAAUCCAUCGCCUCGUCUCCAUAUAAAACCGGCAAACCCAAGAGAGAAGAAGAAGAAGAAAAAGAAAGCCAAAGACAAAGCGAUCGAUCGGAGAACGAACGAACGAAGCGCGUCGCGUCCCACUCCUCCCCUCCUCCUCCUCCGCCGCGAGCGCGCGCACGCGCGUGCAGCCUCCGCCUCCUCCCUCACGCCACCACCACCACCACCUCGCGCGCGCGCGCACUACUGCACCAAACCCCCCGCACUAAGUGGUUGUGUUCUUGUUGGCGAGGAGGAGAGAGGGGUGGGGUUUGUGGUGUCGUCGUCCAUGGCGGCGGUGAUGCACCGGUCGAGCUCGGAUGGCGGGUCGAGCAGCGGGUGGUCGGAGGCGGCGGCGGCGUCGGCGGCCGGGGACGAGAGGGCCGGGUGGGAGGUGCGCCCGAGCGGGAUGGUCGUGCAGGCGCGCGAGGAGGGCCCCGGCGGUGGCGGCGGCGGAGGAGGAGGGAUGGGGAUCCCGCCGAGGCCUCCGCCGCCGGAGAUCAAGGUGCGGGUCAAGUACGGCGCCGCGCGGCACGAGGUCGCCGUCUCCUCCAUUGCCUCCUUCGGCGAGCUGAAGAAGCUGCUGGCGGCGAGGACCGGGCUGCCGGCGGCGGACCAGCGGCUGACGUACAGGGGCAAGGAGCGGGGCAACGCCGACUACCUCGACGUCUGCGGCGUCAAGAACAGGUCCAAGCUCUACCUCGCCGAGGACCCGACCAGCGUCGAGCGGCGCUACAUCGAGCGCCAGAAGAGCGCCAAGAUCGAGACCGCCAACCGCGCCAUUGGCGCCAUCGCCUUGGAGGUCGACAAGCUCGCCGAUCAGGUAAGGAGCAUCGAGAAGUCGAUCACCCGUGGGAGCAAGGUCGCCGAGGUGCAGAUCACGACGCUGAUCGAGCUGCUGAUGCGGCUUGCUGUGAAGCUGGACAGCAUACACGCUGAAGGGGACUCGUCUUCCCAGAAGAACAUUCAGGCGAAGAGGGUGCAGAAAUGCGUGGAGACGCUGGAUGUGCUCAAGAUCUCCAACGCGCGGUUGCAGAAUGUGAUAGUGACGACCAAAUGGGAGACGUUCGAUGCUCCUGCAACGACGCAGUGGGAGCUGUUCGACUGAAGGUGAAAAACAAAAGAAGCCCAGAAAUGCAUAGCAGUACAAAAAACAAUGGUGUUGGUUUUGUUUGCGUUUGGUUGGUUCGUAUCUUGAGUUGUUCAUGUCAGUUUUUGUGGCAUGCAUGCAAAAUUGGUUGUAAUAAUGGUUGGUGAGCUGGUAGAUUAAAUUAGGUGGUAGAGGAACCGAAAACCCCACUGUUAAUUGUCUGUAAUCAUCGUCGUCAUACCUCUCCCGACUCGAUCGAUUCAUGGAUGGAUCAGUCCAAUAAAAGGAAAGCAGCAGCACUGUUCUUUCUUUCUGUA